Maniola jurtina (meadow brown) is the source of this 1501-nucleotide messenger RNA. Its product is annotated as gustatory receptor for sugar taste 64e-like. Gene Ontology annotation, cellular component: membrane. The coding region runs from base 5 to 1459 and encodes 484 amino acids. NCBI's taxonomy places the organism in Eukaryota, Metazoa, Arthropoda, Insecta, Lepidoptera, Nymphalidae. Gene Ontology annotation, molecular function: sweet taste receptor activity. Gene Ontology annotation, biological process: detection of chemical stimulus involved in sensory perception of taste; sensory perception of sweet taste. The transcript is spliced from 11 exons. The record is from RefSeq and is a predicted model, not a curated record.
AAAUAUGGCACCAAUUUCUGAUGGCUUCACGUUAUUAUCGAGUCAAGGUCCGUCAAUGAUUGUUGUGAAGGAAACCAAGUUCGCUGUAAUACAGAUCAUCUAUAGUCAAGACAUGGUCAAACGGUUGAAAAGAAGUUAUUUGAAAUUCUGGUUACUAAACAAAAAUAAAGUCGGCACGUCGGAGUUGAAAUCCUCAAAGCAGCGUGGCACGUUUCAAGAGUCGUUGCGGUUAACUUUGAUAAUUGGGCAAAUGUUCUCGCUUUUGCCCGUCGAGGGAGUGUGCAGCAAAAAAGCUUCUUAUGUCAAAUUCACAUGGACAUCAUGGAAAUGUUCCUAUCUAUUGCUCUCCUUGCUUGGACAAAUAUUUAUCACGAUUAUGUGCAUCUAUAAAGUAGCACACUCUACGACGUCGUUAAAUAACACAACACCGGUGAUCUUCUACGGAACAACGUGUAUGACAAUGAUAUUAUUUCUUCAAGUAGCAACCAAGUGGCCCAAGUUGCUACAGCACAUAUCCCGCGUUGAGGAGUUGGAUCCGACCAAUGAUCAGAAUCUCACCUACAAGUGCAAUGCUACUUGCAUUGUAGUGCUGACAUUAGCUUUGGUGGAACACCUCCUGUCCUUGAUAGCAGCAAUUACAGCGGCAUUGGUGUGCCACGAAUACGAAUCAUCUUACUCGGGGUUCGUGAAUUAUUUCUACCCUUGGGUCUUCAAUUUUUUGCCCUACUCUCUCUGGUUGGGUGUUUUCACGCAGUUCCUCCAUUUCCAGUCAACAUUUAUUUGGAACUUCUCUGAUCUGUUUGUGAUUUGCAUGAGCUAUUAUUUGACUUCUCGGUUGAAUCAUGUCAAUAAGAAACUACUUAAUGCUCAAGGAAAGUAUUUACCGGAGUCAUUCUGGCGCACAACCCGGGAAGACUACGGGCGCGCCGUGCAGCUGGUAAGGAAGGUGGAUGACGUCAUCAGCGGAGUUGUCUUCAUCUCCUUCGCUAACAACCUGUUCUUCAUUUGCCUGCAGUUGUUCAACACUUUGGUGGAUGGAAUCAGUGGGACAAGUGAAUGUGCAAGUAAAGCUAAAGGGAAAAGCAGUCUACUCAACGGUUAUGAAGCAGCUGCAUACUUUCUGUUCUCUCUUAUAUACCUCAUUGCCAGAUCAAUAGCAGUGUCUCUUAUCGCUUCACAAGUGAACUCGGCGUCUACUGUACCAGCUCCUGUACUAUAUGACGUACCUUCACCAGUGUAUUGUGUUGAGGUCCAAAGGUUUCUGGAUCAAGUGAACGGGGAUAAGGUCGCGCUGAGUGGUUUACAAUUUUUCAGCGUUACACGGGGUUUGCUCCUUACUGUAGCCGGUACUAUAGUGACGUACGAACUAGUCAUGUUCCAGUUCAGUGGACCUCAACCCGAUGCAGUACCAACUAUAUCAACUUUGUCGUACAACACCACUGUUGCAUCGAUAUUUUAAUGGACAUAUUUUGUAACUUUUAACUAUUAUUGAACUGUAGCU